GUUCUUGCCAGUCAACACCAACUCUCCAAAGUAAAAAUGGGACCAUAAAAGGUCCAGGCUAUCCUGAUCGCUACCCAAACAACGCCGCGUCCUGUUGGCGCAUCUACGUUCCCGAGAAUAAUGUGAUUAAACUGAUUAUUCAUCGGCUGGACUUGGAAUCCUGUUCCGGAUGCGCUUGUGAUUCAGUUGAAGUAUUUGAUGGUUACUCAGAAUCUUCGAGAAGCCUUGGGAAAUUCUGUUCUGGAAACCGGAUUCUAACGUCUUCUGGUCGGAAUCUUUUUGUGAAGUUUACUUCAGAUCGUUCGGUUAACGGCGAUGCCUUCACAGCAUCAUAUUACAAGGAAGCGAAAG
Molecule: messenger RNA, 351 nt
Organism: Paramuricea clavata
Lineage: Eukaryota; Metazoa; Cnidaria; Anthozoa; Malacalcyonacea; Plexauridae
Source: the annotation of a GenBank genome assembly